AUGCAGAAACAACGAAGUGUUUUUGUUGAUGAUCCACGUGUGGUGCUAAUCAAGCUUGCAGACCGUCUACACAACAUGAGAACCAUUUAUGCUCUACCUUCGGGCAAGGCUAAAGCUGUAGCACAGGAUACUUUGGUCAUUUGGUGCUCUCUUGCUUCCAGAUUGGGCCAUUGGGCUUUAAAAGCUGAACUUGAAGACCUCUGUUUUGCUGUUCUUCAGUGUGUGCAGCCUCAGAUCUUCCAGCAAAUGCGAUCUAACCUGGCCUCCUUGUGGACACCCAGCAGCAGCAGUAGCAGGGUAGGCAAACUGAGAAGACUAUCAUCCAAAAGUAGCUCAAAUCCUGAGUAUGAAGCAUCAACAGAAGAUGUCGUAGUCAGCAUGAAGGAUCUUUUGCAGGCUGUUAUUCCAUUUGAUCUCCUGCUUGAUCGAAGAAAACGUAUUAAAUAUAUUCAAGAUCUAGGGUCAUGCUCAGAGGUCCAAACAAAACCAAAAGUCGUGAGGGAUGUUGGGAUUGCCCUAGCAUCUCUGGUCGUUUGUGAGGAAGAACUAGAACGCGAGUUGUUUAUAUCAACCUCCUAUGUUCCUGGAAUGGAGGUAACCUUAUCUAGCCGCCUUAAAAGUUUGUACAGCAUCUAUAGUAAGAUGAAUCGUAAAGAUGUGAGCAUUGAUAAAGUAUAUGAUGCACGUGCACUGAGAGUAAUUGUUGGAGAUAAAAGCUUUGGACACCAGUUGAUGGCGAGUUUGACGAUUACAUUGUCAAUCCAAAGUCAGGCGGAUAUCAGUGCAUGGUCCAGAAAACUCACCCUUGGAAGUCUAAAUAAGAACGCAGAGCAUGCAUGA
This is a messenger RNA of Lactuca saligna, 840 nucleotides long. NCBI's taxonomy places the organism in Eukaryota, Viridiplantae, Streptophyta, Magnoliopsida, Asterales, Asteraceae. The record is from the annotation of a GenBank genome assembly.